CUCCCUGGUGCUCCAAGGCCUCGUCACACUGUCACAGUCACCUGACUCGGUGAGCAGGGCAUAGUCAAGUGAAGCCGUGCUGGCCACCUGGUGCUGGGCAGUGGGGAACGCGGUGGCUUGACCUGGGCUGGGAGUCGGGACCUGGGGUGACGGCUCUAAAUGCCCUCAAAGUCCCCUCACGUGCCCCCAUCCCCUCAGUGCACCCACAGGCAAGGCCUGCCAGGAGGCUGCUGCAGGAAUUCCUGUGCCACCGCCCAUGCAGCCAGACAGGAGGCUGGUGCUUAAUGGCCAGAGCAUUUUGGCCUGGGUGGUCUUUCACCACUUCACAAGAAAGAAAUUCUGUGCUUCUUACAGGCAAGGAAAAUACUGGUCAUGCUGCCAGACUUGAUGGAGGCCCUGCAGAGCGCCCACAGCGACAACAAGAUGAAGGCCCUGCGCACGUUCAGAAACGUAAUAGGUCAUUUGAAGAAGAAGGCCAGCUCCAUCGCUCUGGAGCUGGCCGAGAAGCUCCUUCAACUCUUUGAUGAUGAGUGCAGCCAGACGCAAGAGCUCUCCAUCUGCCUCUUCAAAGAUGCAAUACAGAUGGCGGAUUGGAAGGACAAGCGGCAGAUGCAGAAGAAGGUGCGGAGGAGCCUGGUCCCACUCAUGUUGCACAUGAGUGACGAGAUCGAGAGCGUGGCCAAGGCCUCUCAGGAAGCCAUCUGUGCAGCUGCGAAGGUGCUCAAAUGGGAAUGGCUCAGUCACCACGUGCAGACACUGGAGAGAUGGCAAACUGUGCAGCGCUUGGUGAGGACAAGUCCCAGGCUGGACACGGGGUGCUCCUCUCACCUCCCCACCCUCAGGAUGUUGCAGGAGGCACAUCUGGGCCCUGGCAGUGGCACAGGGGGCUCUCAGGAGCUCCAGACCCUGCUCUGCCUGCAGCUGUCUCUGAACCUCAGCCCCACAGGGCUCCUGGCUGGGAGACACACAUGGCCUGAGGAACAAGGGGGAGGUGUGGGGUGCUGGUAG
Pezoporus flaviventris is the source of this 1008-nucleotide messenger RNA. RefSeq lists its product as uncharacterized. The transcript has 3 exons. NCBI's taxonomy places the organism in Eukaryota, Metazoa, Chordata, Aves, Psittaciformes, Psittacidae. The record is from RefSeq and is a predicted model, not a curated record. The coding region runs from base 373 to 1008 and encodes 211 amino acids. Gene Ontology annotation, cellular component: cytoplasm.